AUGUCUGUAAGUACUGCUGAACGAUAUGUUUCCUCCUCUUUAUCUUUGCUAAAAAUCUGGAUGGAUGCAAAUGGCCUUGAUCUGUCUCCCUCAAAAAGUACUGUUGUACUUUUCACCAAAUCCCGUACUCCUUGCUCACUUAAUAUAACAUAUGAUGGGGAUAUAUUACCCAUUAGGAAUCAAGUUAAGUUCUUAGGAGCUAUUCUUGAUUCUAAACUAACGGGUCAACCACACUGCGAAUUUGUGGUUAGUAAAUGUGAGCGAAACUUGAACAUGCUGAGAUGUCUCGGUGGGGUUUGGUGGGGUGCUCACCCGGCUACACUGAGGUUGGUGUAUAAUGCUGUCAUUAGAAGUGUACUGGAUUUUGGGACCUUUUUCUUAGACCCAGGUAAUGUGGCUGGCUUUAGAAAACUAGAUCUCAUACAGUCUAGGGCUUUGAGGAUUGUUUCUGGUGCCAUGAAAUCGAGUCCGGUUAAUGCUCUGCAAAUAGAAUGUUGUGACCCUCCUUUAAACUUAAGACGUCAAUAUCUGUCCGAUAGAUUCAUUUUUAGAAUUGUUCAGUUCCAUAAUCAUCCCCUCAUUUCGAAACUAGAGUUUCUUUCUAAAAAAGUACCCUCUUCACAUAAACCUUUACCUUGUCUGUUAAAAAGUUUCCUGAAAUUCAAACAAUUACAAGCCCCAACUCAUUCUUUUCAGGUGCUUCCUUUAUUUGGCGCUUCUUAUGAUUCUCUCUUACUUUCUCCAGUGAUUUGCUUUUCUCUUGGCAUUGAAAAAUCUGAUUUUAAUGCCAAUGAAAAUUUUAAUUGCAAUGUCAAUAGUAAAUGGCCUAACUGGCAUCAAAUUUAUACAGAUGCAUCUAAACACUCCAGUGGGUGUGUUGGUGUUGGAGUGUAUCACAAACAGUACAACAUAGUUCAGAAAAUUAAAUUACCUCCGGAAUCAUCGGUCUUUACCGGUGAAUGUUUUGGACUAUUAAAAGCUCUUGAAUAUGUGCUGUCUUUCAAACUAAAAAAAACCGUUAUAUUUACUGAUUCCUUAAGUGCAUUACAGAGCUUAGCAAAAUUUUCACUAAAACUUAACCCUUUUUUUCAUGUAAUAUUUGAAUGUAAGAGAAAGCUGUUGCACUGCCAAUCACACAACUAUUUAGUAUCAUUUUGUUGGGUACCUAGUCACUGUGGCAUAUCUGGAAAUGUGAAAGCUGACAGUUUGGCCAACAGUGCUACUGUGACCGGUGACGUAUACCCGUACAAGAAUUUUGGCCAUGAUCUUGCUGCUUUGCCCGGCAUAUGCCUCCACAAAUCGUGGAAUAUGUGUUGGGAAGAGAGCGGCCGGAUUAAGGGUCGUUUCUUGUAUGCUAUACAGUCUUCCGUUCCCAGGAAGCCAUGGUUUGCCAAAUUGUCGUUUGGUAAAACCGCCACUUCUACUAUAAUUCGUAUGCGUCUGGGACAUAACAGCCUUCCAGUUCAUUUGCACAAACUUGGUAUCGUAACUAGUACCGCCUGGAAAGGAAAUAACAAUGGGAUAGUGAUCACUAUUGAAUGUGGAUGACAAAGUAGACCAAGAUAAUAAAGACGCUAAAUUAGAAGUACAAAUAGACAGGUCUAUAGCACUGAUUGCUUCAUCAGGCUUAGUGAGCCGGGUAGGGGAUCCCGUAUUUAAGAUACACAGAUCAUAUGAGUCUAAAAUAUCCAACAAUUCAUGUCCAUAACAAUUAGAAAAGGAACUACCCCAAGAUGUGUGAUGAGAGUUAAAAUCACCCAAAAUCAUGAAAGGAUGAGGAAGAAGUGAAAUUAUAUUUCUAAUUUCACUAAAGACUCUUAAAGAAGGAUGUGGAAUAUAAACGGAAACAUAACAAAUAUUAUUAACAAUAGCAGCAAUGAUAGAAAAAUCAUCACUGUGUGAAGGAAGAGGAAGAGGAGAUAUAAGGUGAGAGUUUCUGACAAGAAGGCACACACCGCCAUACCCAUCAGCCCUGUCAUUCCUUAAACAGGAAUAGCCAGGGAUUUUAAAUGUAUAAUUCGGCUUAAGCCAGGUUUCAGAUAAAGAAAGAAUAAAAGGUUUAAAAGUAUUUACAAUAUGUACAA
Messenger RNA from Bombyx mori (domestic silkworm), 2084 nucleotides. RefSeq lists its product as uncharacterized. Gene Ontology annotation, biological process: DNA replication, removal of RNA primer. The record is from RefSeq and is a predicted model, not a curated record. The transcript has 2 exons. Lineage: Eukaryota; Metazoa; Arthropoda; Insecta; Lepidoptera; Bombycidae. Bases 1 to 1548 code for a protein of 515 amino acids. Gene Ontology annotation, molecular function: nucleic acid binding; RNA-DNA hybrid ribonuclease activity.